This is a messenger RNA of Mizuhopecten yessoensis (Yesso scallop), 991 nucleotides long. RefSeq names its product T-box transcription factor TBX4-like. The coding region runs from base 1 to 969 and encodes 322 amino acids. The record is from RefSeq and is a predicted model, not a curated record. Gene Ontology annotation, molecular function: DNA-binding transcription factor activity, RNA polymerase II-specific; RNA polymerase II cis-regulatory region sequence-specific DNA binding. NCBI's taxonomy places the organism in Eukaryota, Metazoa, Mollusca, Bivalvia, Pectinida, Pectinidae. Gene Ontology annotation, biological process: positive regulation of DNA-templated transcription; cell fate specification; regulation of transcription by RNA polymerase II. The transcript has 5 exons. Gene Ontology annotation, cellular component: nucleus.
AUGGAUGAGCCACUCGACCUUUGUUUACGAACCAGUCAAGUGAGGGAUGUUUCGAAAAAGGCUUUCCAUGACUUUAAACGGGACGAACAAUCGUUGAGUGUUAAUACAGCCCCGAGAUAUGAGAUAGAAGAUAACGAGAAAAUGGUUCAGCGUUGGCUACACCACAUGCCGGCAGAUAGGAUGAUAUCAACCGAGUACAGUCCUUAUCUUCAGACGAACCAGGGUUCUACAAGCAGCAGGAUCUCCUUUGAUCCAAAUAUGUCCAGCGACGCCUCCAAGAUCCCGGGUUCUGCAAGCAGCAGGAUAUCCUUCGAUCCGAACAUGUCCAGCGACGCCUCCAAAACAAACAUUAAUGUGAAGCUUCACAACAAAGAGCUGUGGCGGAGCUUCAGCCAGGAAGGAACGGAAAUGAUCAUCAAUAGAUCUGGGAGGCUCAUGUAUCCACGCGUGGAGGUGACCGUGGAAGGCCUUAACGCGAGCAGUAUGUACAGCAUCGGGAUGACCGUGAUUCCAGUAGAUGACAAGCGUUACAAGUACAAGGACAACGUUUGGUCGUCAGUUGGAAAAUCGGAGAUUAAUCACCCGAUCACGCCCUAUAAGCAUCCUAUCUCACCGGCAACAGGAUCUUACUGGACGAAGGACAUCCUUUCUUUCGGUCAUGCGAAGCUCUCCAAUCAUUUAGGGCCGAACAAGAUUUGUCUGGAGUCUAUGCAUAAGUAUAUGAUACAGAUCAACGUAGUACAUCAUAGCAGGGGGGACCACCUGUACAGCUUUACCCUCCCUGGCACCGAAUUUAUUGCACUUACCGCAUACCUCAACGAUAAAAUCACCAGGCUGAAAAUCUCCCAUAACCCAUUUGCGAGAGCGUUCAAGAACAAGAAAAUAUCGCAAGCCAGGUUUUGUCGUUCGGGCUCGACUCUCACUAUCGGAAAGCGGCAUGCUUCCAAUAAAGUGUUAGUAAAGGCAUAACCUACACCUCAGAGUAUAUUAU